Molecule: messenger RNA, 1611 nt
Organism: Rhodamnia argentea
Lineage: Eukaryota; Viridiplantae; Streptophyta; Magnoliopsida; Myrtales; Myrtaceae
Product: probable S-adenosylmethionine-dependent methyltransferase At5g37990
Exons: 3
Coding region: 15-1139 (374 amino acids)
Biological process (GO): methylation
Molecular function (GO): S-adenosylmethionine-dependent methyltransferase activity
Source: RefSeq, a predicted model, not a curated record
GAGAGAGAGAGAGAAUGGAGGAUGACAGGACGAUUAGCAUCUCUGAAUCAGUGGCCAUGAACGGAGGGAACGGACCUUAUAGCUACGCUCAGAACUCUUCCUAUCAGAAAGGAAUCGCGGUAGCGGCCAUGGUUAUGAUCAAGGAAGCUUUACCCACAACCCUUGAUCUCAAUCACCUCUCUUCAUCCUCUCCAAACCCCGUCAUCAGAAUAGCAGACUUUGGUUGCUCCACAGGACUCACAUCCGUCCAAGCCAUCGAAACCAUAAUACAAUGCCUCUUAGACCUCAUCAAUCCCAUCGAACAACCUCAAUUUCGUGCCCUCGAGUUCCAAGCCAUCUUCAACGACCUCCCCACCAAUGACUUCAGCAUGCUUUUCGCCAACCUCCCCGAGAAGUGGCGGUACUAUGCCAUGGCGGUCCCGGGGACGUUCCAUGGCCGUCUCCUCCCGACCGCAUCCCUACACUUAGCAUUCUCGUCCUGCGCGCUCCACUGGCUAUCCCAGGCUCCGCCGCAGACAUUGGACAAGUCUUCCUGUGCUUGGAACGGAGACAGAAUUUGCUACGCAAGCUCCCCUGCGGGGGUCGUAGGGGCUUACUCUGCUCAAUUUGAGAGAGACAUGGAGGCGUUUCUCAGCGCGAGAGCGGAGGAGAUGGUCAGUGAAGGGUUGAUAUUUAUGGUCAUGUCUGGUGAGCCGGAUUUGGUUCAUGAAUCGCAGACCACCAUAGGGUCGGAAUUGGAGCUGCUGGGUUCUUGCCUUGUGGACAUGGCCAAAACGGGAAUAUUAAGCAAUGCCAAAGUAGAGAGCUUCAACUUGCCAUUGUAUUUCCCAUCGGAGAAGGAGCUGAAACAAGUGAUCGGUCGAAACAGAUUCUUCGACAUCGAGAGGAUUCAGACCCUAAGCCACCCCAAAAUGCACGCCGCUUUUUCCACCCCGGAUUCGCGCUCUCUCUGCUUAAGAGCUGCAUUCGAGGGGUUAUUGCUCCAUCAUUUCGGCGAUGAACUGAUCAUCGACGACUUGUUCCACCGGUACUCGCUCAAAGUGGCGAAAUCUCCCUUUUUCCUGAAGCCAGAAAGUCAUGAAACCAUCACAUUCUUCGUGGUCCUCAAGCGUAAAAUGUACGAAGAGAAUAUGCAGUGACUCCAACUGGUACAUACUGUACGUUGUUUCAUGGUGGGGACAAAGCCUUAGCCAGAUAAUUUUUCUGGAAGAGAGAAUUGACGGGGAGCAGAAAUUUGAGUUCAAGUCAACGGGGCCGUUAACUGGAUAUCCCCAACUCAAACAAGUUUGUGCUUAAUUCUUAUGGUUAUUUGUUAAAACUUGGUAGAUUUGCAUUUGGUUGCUCUGUUAAGAUGUUGGAUACAUUUUAGGAUAUUCUGAUUUUGUAUGUUUCUCUUGAUGGAUCCUGAUUGAUUGUAUUUAGUUUGUUACUUAAUAUAGUCUCAUGUAAAGUCUAUUCAAUUUUCCUAUUAUUAUUAUUAUUAUUAUUCUCAACUCGGUAUCAAAGCCAUUGUUUUCUAAGGAAGCGCCGCCUGUCGAGUCUAUUUAGUAACGCCGGCGGCAUUUUUCUGUUAUUACUAAUAUAAGACACGUUAUUUUUCAAAUAAUCUCA